AUGGAGAAUUUUCAGGCCAUUCAGCCUGUUGGUGAGGGGGCUUAUGGGGAAGUUUGGAAAGCUUUUGAUCAGCGCUCGGGUGAGGUAGUUGCCAUCAAGAAGUUACGAAGAAGUUAUUAUUCUUGGAAGGACUGCAUGAAUCUUAGAGAAGUAAAAUCACUAAGCAAGAUGAAGCAUCCCAACAUUGUCAAGCUUCAAGAAGUUAUUAAACAACAUGAUUCUUUAUACUUUGUCUUUGAGUACAUGGAAACCAAUCUUAAUCGGAUUAUUCGUCAAAGGAAGUCUUUCUUCACAAACCUUGAGGUGAGAAGCUGGUGUUUUCAAAUUCUUCUGGGUCUCAACCACAUGCACCAGAAAGGUUAUUUCCAUCGUGACUUAAAGCCUGAAAACCUGCUUGUUUCUGAGAACGUAAUGAAGAUCGCUGAUUUCGGGAUGGUAAAGGAGAUAGAUUCUGAGCCAUCGUACACUGAGUAUGUUACAACUCGCUGGUAUCGAGCACCUGAAGUGAUAUUAAAGUCUAGCAAUUAUAACAGCAAAGUUGAUAUGUGGGCUGUGGGUGCAAUAAUGGCUGAGAUGUACGCAUUGCAUCCUAUCUUUCCUGGAAAAGAUGCAGCUGAUCAGAUGUUCAAGAUUUGCAGAGUUUUAGGUUCUCCAACUCAGGAGACUUGGCCAGAAGGAUUAGUUUUGGCAAGAAGUUUAGGCUAUCAAUUUCCAGAGUUACCGGGAGUUAACUUGUCAAAGUUCAUGCCAUCUGCAAGUGAGGAUGCUAUCAGUUUCAUUUCAUGGCUUUGUUCUUGGGAUCCUUUAAAGAGGCCAACAGCUGCCCAAGCUUUACAGCAUCCUUUCUUCAGGAAUAAUGGCUUCUGGGCUCCUGUUUCUUUUCUUGGUGCACCUCCAGGAUUUGAAGUGCCAAGGAGAGCAAUGAAGAUGGAAAAUAAGGUUUCAGAUUUUGACAAAGUCAUUGGUCCUCGGAAGUUGCAGUGUGCUGGGCGCCUGAAGCCGCAUCUUAUGAUGAAGACAGGAGUAGGAUUGCAAUGCUGA
Molecule: messenger RNA, 1041 nt
Organism: Mangifera indica (mango)
Lineage: Eukaryota; Viridiplantae; Streptophyta; Magnoliopsida; Sapindales; Anacardiaceae
Product: cyclin-dependent kinase F-4-like
Exons: 1
Coding region: 1-1041 (346 amino acids)
Biological process (GO): intracellular signal transduction; protein phosphorylation
Cellular component (GO): nucleus; cytoplasm
Molecular function (GO): protein serine/threonine kinase activity; ATP binding
Source: RefSeq, a predicted model, not a curated record